CCGUACUGACUGAUCUGUGGCUGCUUCCUGUACACCAACAACUUAGCUUAAAUGGGGAAUAUUAGAUUCAGUUCUUCACUGAUUUUUCCCUUCACUACUUCAGUCAAAACCAUGUCUUUGACCGUCUAAAGCCCCAAAAAAGUCUUCCUUGUGCUUUAACACCUCUCUUCAAGCAAGCUUUGAACGGGUGCAAAUGCAUGUGGCAUGUGGAUAAUUACGCUUCAGCGAACUGCCUCAGGAUACUUUCAGUGUUACGUUGCUCCAGAGCUCCACCCCUUAUUCGACGCUUGAUCAGCGUAAUACUUGUGUUUCUCAUUUUAGUCCCUCCCCCUCUGUGAAGAUCUCUACAAGCUGUCCCGGCUCCUGACAAAAACAAACUCCUGGGAGUAGACAGCGCUUCACUUCGAGCUCGUUUAAAUUUAUCACAAAAAGAUCCGGAUUUCACAGAUGGAGGGUCAGGGACGGAGCGAUGAAAGCGGCAGGCGGUCGGGUCGCUUUCUGAUCAGCUUGGAGGAUUUAGAGUCGGUGACCGAUGAUAUGGACUCGGAGUUGGUCUACCACAACAGCGGAGACGACGAAAACGAGCAUGAUGACGGCGAUCUCUUCACACACUGGCGAGACGUUGGCCGCUGUCACCAGGUGGAUGUGCCAAGAGACAUGGAAGAACCAAUUCAACAGAUGACAAGAAAUUGCCAAUCUCAAGAGAGGCAGGCAGUCCCAUUUAUAUCAUUGGGUCAUAAAACAAAGACUGAUGAGCAACCUUAUGAAAAACGUCAAUAUGAGAAAGCUAAAUGGGCUUGCGUAACCGAGAAUGAACCUCGCUAUGAACAGAGCAUAUGCAAAGGAUUUAUGAAAUUGAUGAAAUACAUUUGUCAACAAAACUCAUCAGGUCUGUUCCUGGGAAUGACCGUACCUGUUGUUACCACUGUGCACACCAACCACACCAGGUCAGAGCUCCUACCUAGAGUAACCAUUGCUUACUACCUCCCACCACAAUUCCAAGAUCAGGUUCCGCAGCCCUUUGAUGCAGACAUCGUCAUAGAAGAGUGGCCUGCACAGGUCAUUUACGCAAGAUCUUUUAAUGGCACCACUAAUGAAGAGAUUAUUUUACGAGAGAUAAACCAUCUAGCAGAGCACCUUGAUGUUCCUGAGCUGUUACUGCAAGAUACCUUUAUUGUGGCUGGUUACAACAAUCCUUCUGUUCCAAACCGACAUAAUGAACUCUGGUUUAUCCAGAGGCCUUGAGCAAAUUGUUCAUAUCUGGUAAAGACCCUGUGCAAUAACUUAUUUUGUGAAAAUGUAUAUGUACUAUGUGAUGGUGUAAGCACGUGAAAACUUACUCCAAUUAUAAUUUUGCCUCAGUAAAUGAAUAUAAGAUGAUCACAGUUUGACAUUUAAAAUAUAAAGUAGAAUCAGUUUUCCAUGAAUAAUCUAUAUCACCAAAUAACAUCCACAAUUUUCACAAUUUUGGUUAAACCUAAUGGCACUGGAGAUCAGAAGUAAAUCCAAAUCUCUGGAACUAUGAGAUAGCUGCGUGAUCUACUGUACCACUGUAUAAACUGUUUGUAAAAGCGAAACAAAAGAGACUAGAGCUCCAAGAGAAAUAGUCCUCCACUUAAAUCUCAAUUUUCUAUAAAUUCUCUCUUCUGGAAUAGAAUUGUGGUUCUGCAAGGAGUGCAGUUGCUUCAUAGCCCAAGCAAUGUGGGUUCAAUACUGAACUCUGGUGUUGUAUGUAUGGAGUCUGCAAGUUCUUCAUGUGAGCAUAUGGGUUUCCCCAGCUGAUCUGAUUUCCCUCCUCCCCAUCCAAAAAAUAUGCUGGCUAAAUUAACUAAUUAUUAUAAAUUGCUGCUGAAGUAGAUGGACAUUAAUGGGCCUGUGUAAUGGGGAAACAAGUUGGAGAACAGGAUUUGUUCUGACAGCCAGCAUUGACUCAAUAGGUCAGAUAACUCUUCCCCACCACCCCCCACCCAAGUCGUAAGAUUAAAAAAAACUGUGUUCUUUCACUGUAAACAGAGAAAUAGAAAAUAACAGCAUUUAAUUUAACUAUAAAUAACCUAAUAUUUCUGGCAAAAUAAAUGGUUAUGAAAUAGAUAGUCCUUCAAUGGAAAACUAUAGACAUUUGAAGGAAUACACUGUACUGUUUGCUUGCACAAACGAGUAGUAACAUUUGCUUGUCAACCUACAUCUCCUAUGCCAUUAUUGGAUUCCUCUGGUUUAAGAACUCUUGUGCUGGCUAGACCAAAAAACAUUAAGUGUCGACUAAGAUACUGCUGCACUAUGCAACCAGCAUUUGAUUGAAAGAGGCAAAACAGAUAGUUCUCACACUAGAUACCCUCCUGUAUAAUGUAUUUUACCCUAUACAAUGCAGAUAUUGCAUGGUGAUAAUGUGAUGUGUAGCAGUAGUAUUAAUAGCUGUUGACCAAAGUUUCCAAGUCACUCCGUGACCUCUACAGUCAAUGUAGCAAAUUCACCACAUCUUGGUUCAUAUUUCCAAAAAAAGUAACAAAUCAUAAAGCAUUUUUAGUAAAAUACUGGAAACAAAUAAUUAUUCAUUCUCAAUACUCAUUAAAACUCAAUGUUUUAAUGUAAAAAGUUAUUACCUCUGUGUAAAUAAGAAUCCAUUUAAAAAUAUGACAGCUGGUUACAGAGAGAAAAAGAAUCCCAAUUAAUGAUAGCUUUUGAAGUCCUUUCAUCAAUAUCAACCUGCAUUUAUUGAAACACGCUCAGGUGCUUGGUAAAGCACCAAGAAUAAAAACCUGACACUGUGCCACUAAGAAAGAUAUCAAUACAGACAACCAAAUGGCAUGGUCGAAGGAUUGGCAAUGAAUCUUAAGGAGAGAUUUGGAAAGAAUCAGAGGUAGGGGAAGAAGAAAUUUAAGCACUAAACACCAAUGCAAAUGAAAAGAUUGUUACAGUGAGAGUUAUUAAAAUAAGAACCAUACACAAGGCCACAAAUAAAGCAAAAAGAUUUAGUUAUCAUCUGCAGCUGUAAGGUGGUAAAGCUUGGGAUAGUUGAUAAGUGGUGAUGGUGCAGUUAGAUCCUGGACAAGGAUUUGAAAACUGAGGCAUUGUUGGCCUUCAGAAACCAAACAAAACUGUUCUUCCGACUGAAUUAAUUGUUGAUUUAUUGUUACAAAGUGAAUGAAUACAAAAUUUGAUAGCCUUUCUGUUUAUGAUUAGAGGUUGAUAUUUAUUCUGCAGAUCUGUGUCGUAAAAGUUUAUAAGAUGAAUAGUUGUAAAAGGUUUAACUGUAAACAUAUUAAAACAUUUAUAGUUACGAACUCAAAGACUAAAUUAAAAUUUGCUUAGUGUCUCAA
Molecule: messenger RNA, 3317 nt
Organism: Hypanus sabinus (Atlantic stingray)
Lineage: Eukaryota; Metazoa; Chordata; Chondrichthyes; Myliobatiformes; Dasyatidae
Gene: soul3
Product: heme-binding protein soul3
Exons: 6
Coding region: 448-1245 (265 amino acids)
Source: RefSeq, a predicted model, not a curated record